Messenger RNA from Austrofundulus limnaeus, 1802 nucleotides. RefSeq names its product neoverrucotoxin subunit alpha. The record is from RefSeq and is a predicted model, not a curated record. Gene Ontology annotation, molecular function: protein binding. Lineage: Eukaryota; Metazoa; Chordata; Actinopteri; Cyprinodontiformes; Rivulidae.
GGUGGAUCCUGCUGGAGUCCAAUGGCUGAUACCGGAUCUGACAAAGUAUUCCUGUCGACUCACAGUCGACACAAACACCAUAAACCUUUACCUCAAACUGUCUGACAACAACAGGAAGGUGACUUAUGGGACGGAGGAACAGUCAUAUCCUGAUCAUCCAGACAGAUUUGAUGACUGGUGUCAGCUGCUGUGUGGAACUGGUCUGACUGGUCGCUGUUACUGGGAGGUGGAGUGGACCGGAGACGUUCAUGUAUCAGUGAGCUACAGAGGAAUCAGCAGGAGCGGAGGCAGCAAAAACUGCAUGUUUGGAUGGAAUGAUCAGUCCUGGAGUCUGAGCUGCUCAGAUCGUGCUUACUCAGUCUGGCACAAUUACAAAGAAAUACCUGUCUCCUCCUCCUCAGCGUCAUCAUUUUAUUCCUCGAACCGAGUAGCCGUGUAUGUGGACUGUCCUGCUGGGAUUCUGUCCUUCUACAGAGUCUCCUCUGACAAACUGAUCCACCUCCACACCUUCAACACCACGUUCACUGAACCGCUUCAUCCUGGAUUUGGUUUCAAGUUUGGGUCUUCUGGUUCCUCAGUGUUUCUGUGUUGACUUUCAUUCAAGGAGAGUAUUCAGUGUGUACACUUCACGUCUUUUACUUAAAAACACGUUUUUAGAACAGUGUCUUCAAGCGGUUUCUCUUUUAUACUUUUCUAAAGAAAUCCAUGUAAGCUGUUUCCUUUUCCAGGUUUUUAAUGAUGGAAGCUGUGAAUAUUUCAGGAUCUAAAUGUUUUUCUGUCUGUUGAUGGUGGUGGGGUUUUUACCAGCAUUUUACCUGCAUUUUCCUGAAACAUCGUCCCCACCAAGUAGCAAAAACAAGGGCACAAACAGUCUGGUAGUCUUCAUGAUGGAUGCAAGGGUUAUAUGAGCAAAAUACAAAUAGAAGCCUUUUUCAGUCUCUUUGUGGUUGUGCUCUAAUGGAGUCUGUUUUAUAAACCACCAUUAAACAAAAAACUAGUGACUUGUUAUAUCCUGCAUGGUAAUGCUGCAGUGAGUGUUUUUGUAUCAAAUAUCCAUCCAAUCCAUCUGUUUCAGACAAGUGACUUCUUUGUUCAGAAAAAGAAACAGUUUUUCACUGUUCCGCGCAACAUCCAAGAUUAUUGUUCUUGUUGGUUGGUCUCAGUGAUAUUUUCAAAUUUGGUGGAGAAUCUUUUAUUAGCCUAAUGUACAUAACUGAUAAUUUUGUAACUGUUUGUAUGAUUAAAAGAAAGUUGGUUUACUUAAAAAGGAACGGGUGAAAUAUCUGAGCUGGAAAGAAAAGACAAAUGGACAGAUUUGUGAUUGCCUGCACUUGUUUUAGAUCAUAUUGAGAGCAAAAGUUAUAUAUUGUAGAAAUAAUAAUGUUCACAACUGUACAGUAUAUGAACUGGACAUAUUUCAAGACUACAAAGAAAUUUUCUUUUACUAUUUCAAAACUUUCUUUUUUCUGAUGUGUUGAAAUGAGUUUGUUGUUAAUACAGACUGUUAUUAAUUUGUUUCUUGUUUAGAAAUCAAAAUCAAUCUUUCGUUUUUAAAGAACUAAAACUUUGUCUUUUCUCUUUGUUGUGUCCUAAUAUCUUAAAUUAUAAUUUGGGGUGUUCUCUGCAGGUCUGUGGAUGUUACUCUACUCUUAUGGAAACUGGAGUACCCAGAGAAAAUACACACUCUUCACACAGGAAGACCCCAGGUCUGACUCCAGUAUUGAACCCAGGGCUGAUUAACCUGGUUCUGUAAAAUAAACCAAAUUUACCAGCUCUACUUCACAUCGAUACAGGAGUGUUUG